Molecule: messenger RNA, 1344 nt
Organism: Botrytis byssoidea
Lineage: Eukaryota; Fungi; Ascomycota; Leotiomycetes; Helotiales; Sclerotiniaceae
Exons: 2
Coding region: 1-1344 (447 amino acids)
Source: RefSeq, a predicted model, not a curated record
AUGAGAGGCAUUGUAAUGAUUAGAGGUCAAGCAUACGUGCAGCUUCUGGAUGAAAUCAAUAUCAAAGAUCCAGAAGCGAUCCGCCGAGUUGUCAGGCAAGCCGUCACGCUUCCACCCAUUGAUGAAUUUACGAGACAAGGAAUCAAGAUAUGCGUAUCUGGGCCUGUCUCGAGCUUACUUGGUACUUCAACCUCGAACCUUACUUGGAUUGAGCAACAAGCCGCCAACGACAUCCAGAAGCUAUGGAAGCGUGGAGAAAGAUAUCAAGUUCAUAUGAAACGCUUAAUCCAGGAUUGUGAUGUGACAAGGGCAGAUUUUCUGGUUGCAAAAGGGGUAGAAAGUGCACGGAAGUAUUGUUUACGGACUCAGGAGGUAGAAAGGCAAAUCGGGAAAAAUCGAAGCCUUGUACAGUCUGACGCCAACGAGUACCAGGACCUUUCUGACAAGGAAAGUGGCCAAAGGAUACUCCAAACACAAAAAGAUGCAUAUAAACAAGAGGAAAAAAAUGUUAUGUGCGAUCACGGAGAAGAGAGGACUACUCCGAAUAAAAGACAAAAGAGAAAACAAAGCGUUGUUGAGCAGUCUCCUACAAGAAGUAUCUCAACUGAAUCGCAGGACUUUGAGAACCAGGAGAGUCAGGAGAAUCGGAAUGAAUCUACGCCUAUAAACAAGCCGAACACUCAUAGAAUCAACAAUAGUAAAAAGCAGGCUGUCAUUGAACCAGACAAGCGUAAUAACACCUCUAGAACUAGAAUGGUGAACAAUCUGAGAGAUCAUAACGCAGUUGGAGUUGCCAAAUCAAGAGAUGAAGCUCAAACGCAAAAAAGUCGUAAAACAAGAAAUUCUCUAAGGAGAAGUGAGAAUAACGGGGUUGCUUCAAACGAAACCGUUCCACCCCCCGAGCUUAGUCCUCUACAGACUAAUUCUAGUGAGGUUCAAAAUGUAAGGAAUGCUUUGGCGAAAGAAUUAGCUGAUUAUAAUAAGCGUGGGGGGAAGGAAAAAUCAGUACCUAUUGGUGAAAAAAGGCAGCGUCAACCUGUGAAGCAACAGCCAGAGCCGAUCUUCGAUAGCGAAGAUGAUACCUAUACUCCAAAAGCACGAACAACACCGUACAAAAGGAAGAUAGGUCGUGGAGGCGCAAGACGCGGGCCAGCCUGGGAGAAACUAAAGACCGAAAGAGAGAACGACGCGUGCUCUUCAAACCAUAAGAGUCAAGGUGAUCAGCUGGGCGCUGAGAGUAACCCAAUCGGAAUAGAAGACAGUUCAGAUAAUGAGACUGUAGUGCGUGGGAAACUAGACAACCAGGAAGAAGAUAUUGAGAUUGAGAUGGAAGACUUGCAAUAA